GAAGAUGUCGGAGGUGCGGCUGCCUCCGGUGCGGCCGCUGGACGACUUCUUGCUGGGCUCCUCCCGCCUGGCCGCCCCGGACGUGCGGGACCUGCAGCGCUGGCACAACCGGGUGGUCAACAACCUGCUCUACUACCAGAGCAACUACCUGCUGCUGCUGGGCGCCGGGCUGCUGCUGGGCGGAUACUUCCGUCUCCUCCUGACCCUGCUGAGCUGUGCGCUGGUCACUCUGAUCUUCUUGGGCUUUGUCUGGGCUGCGGAGAACAAGGCCCCUGUGCGGCGCUUCCGGCGGAAUUAUCCCGGCUCCUGCAUCCUCGCCGUCCUGGGCUCUGCAUACUUCCUGGUGUCUCUCUUUGACGGUUCUGCUGUCUUCCUGGUUUUCGUUGCUCUGCCCAUAGCGUUGGCUCUCCUCCAUGCUUCCCUGCGUCUCCGCAAUCUCAAGAACAAGAUCGAGAACAAAAUUGAAAGCAUCGGCUUGAAGCGGACGCCCAUGGGCCUGCUCCUGGAAGCCCUCGGCCAAGAACAGGAAGCCGGAUCCUAAACGCGGUCGCCCCCAUUUUU
Messenger RNA from Euleptes europaea (tarantolino), 561 nucleotides. It is a transcript of the gene PRAF2, whose product is annotated as PRA1 domain family member 2. The transcript is spliced from 3 exons. Bases 5 to 541 code for a protein of 178 amino acids. Gene Ontology annotation, cellular component: membrane. The record is from RefSeq and is a predicted model, not a curated record. NCBI's taxonomy places the organism in Eukaryota, Metazoa, Chordata, Lepidosauria, Squamata, Sphaerodactylidae.